Penicillium alfredii is the source of this 405-nucleotide messenger RNA. RefSeq lists its product as uncharacterized. The transcript has a single exon. The coding region runs from base 1 to 405 and encodes 134 amino acids. The record is from RefSeq and is a predicted model, not a curated record. Lineage: Eukaryota; Fungi; Ascomycota; Eurotiomycetes; Eurotiales; Aspergillaceae.
AUGCCAAGUGAUACGUUUCGCUUGGAGUCUUUUCGGCAGUGGAAACCUUUCCAGAACAAAUCGCAGCCUCCGCGGGAAUCUCUCGAUGUUUGUCAUUAUCCAAGUCUUGUCUCGAUCACCGCCACGUCUACUUCGUCAAAUUCUCGUGGCUCACCGAGGUACCCAAAUGUUCAUUCUCAUACGUCCGAGCGACACCCCCUUCCUCCUCGACCGCCGGUGGAGGUUUGCUUGAACGACAGCCUACCACAGGAGAUAAGCACCCAGCACCAACCCACUGUGGUGAAUCAGACAUCAUGCUUGGACCUCGGAGUUGAGGCGCUCGACUUCGAGGAUACUCCACACCUGCAGGAUUUAUCCAGCCCUGGAGAUGAGGCCCAUCCGCUGAUCUGUGAUAGCUUGGGCUAG